AUGAGUACAACAUCAGAAACACAUGAAAUUGAUUUGAACUUAGAUAUUAUUAAAAACAUUCUAGGUGUAAUUGGAGCUAUCGGAGACGCAGCACAACCAUACUUACCUCUAAUUUCAACUAGAGAAAUAGAUGCAAUAGCCCUUAAAUCUGACCUAGAAGAAAUAUCAAAGAGCAACAGAAAUAGAGCCAAGAGAUUUAAACGACCCUCAGAUUGGAAUUCUACUGACACACAAGGCAACAAAGAAUCACCUCUCAUUAAAAAACUGCUAAAUGGAGCUAUUGAAGUCGCCUGCAAAUGUACAAAAAUUAUAGAUGAUGAUACAUCUGGAAUUAUGGUUUUUGAAUGGGCAGAACUUGGCACACUUCAAGAAUUAUAUGAUGAAAAUGAUAUUGCAUGUUUCAGGAUGAUACUUUGGGAACUUGCAUUUGAAAAAAUUCCAUAUACAACUAUGGAAAUAAAUAAGAUUAAGGAGCAUGUUUUAAAGGGUAAUCGAGAAAAAAUUUCUUGGGGAGUUGGCCCACCAGAUAUCCAAAAAAUCAAAUGA
Messenger RNA from Dentiscutata heterogama, 546 nucleotides. The record is from the annotation of a GenBank genome assembly. Lineage: Eukaryota; Fungi; Glomeromycota; Glomeromycetes; Diversisporales; Gigasporaceae.